Spirodela intermedia is the source of this 87-nucleotide messenger RNA. The record is from the annotation of a GenBank genome assembly. Lineage: Eukaryota; Viridiplantae; Streptophyta; Magnoliopsida; Alismatales; Araceae.
AUGGUUGGUAAUCGCUUACAUAAGAAUUGUCAUGUGGAACUCUAUUUCUGCUCGAUUCACAUUCGUCGAGCACUGAUGUCACCUUGA